AUGGAACGAGCACAACUUGCUCGAGCUAUGAAGGAGUACUCCAUACCAACUAUUUCCAACACUCCAUCAUGUAUUGUAGUACUAGAAGUCAAAGCAAAUUCAUUUGGACUCAAGUCCGGAAUGAUUCACUUGUUAUCAUCUUUCUAUGGCAAGUCGAACGAAGAUCCUAACAUGCAUAUUCAGGAAUUUUUCGACAUUUGUGACACCAUCAAGAUCCUAAAUGUCUUUGAUGAAGUGGUUAGGCUGAAAUUGUUCCCAUUUUUAUUAAAGGAUAGAGCCAAAACUUGGCUUCACUCACUGCUAGCUAAAUCCAUUAAUUCAUGGGAGGGAUUAGCACAAAAAUUUAUCCAAAAAUUCUUUCCUACGCAGAAAAUGAAUAAGCUUAGAAGACAUAUGAUGUGUUUUACUCAAGGAGAACAAGAGCCAUUCUAUGAAGCUUGGGAAAGAUUAGAGAGUUGCUGCAAAGAUGUAGAUGCACUUCUUUUAUGA
Molecule: messenger RNA, 489 nt
Organism: Prunus armeniaca (apricot)
Lineage: Eukaryota; Viridiplantae; Streptophyta; Magnoliopsida; Rosales; Rosaceae
Source: the annotation of a GenBank genome assembly